Messenger RNA from Rhinocladiella mackenziei CBS 650.93, 1566 nucleotides. RefSeq lists its product as uncharacterized. Gene Ontology annotation, cellular component: U4/U6 x U5 tri-snRNP complex. Gene Ontology annotation, biological process: mRNA splicing, via spliceosome. The transcript is spliced from 3 exons. NCBI's taxonomy places the organism in Eukaryota, Fungi, Ascomycota, Eurotiomycetes, Chaetothyriales, Herpotrichiellaceae. The record is from RefSeq and is a predicted model, not a curated record. Bases 1 to 1566 code for a protein of 521 amino acids. Gene Ontology annotation, molecular function: U4 snRNA binding; protein binding; U6 snRNA binding.
AUGAUGCAUCCUACGCGACAGGCCUACGUGGAGGAAGAGGAGGCUCAGGAUGUCGAGAUGGGUAUGGAUUUAGCAAGCAUACCCAUCGAUCGAAACUAUGAGAUACCCUCUGCCGGCGGUGUCGCACCGGAAAAAGCGUCUGCUAUCCUCUCUCAAUUUGACCGAAAACGAAGACUAGCCCAAUUAGCUGUUCCUACAGACGACGGAAAAGUGAGAGCACGUCUCCGAGAACUUGGAGAACCAAUCACUCUAUUUGGCGAAGGUCCAGCUGAUCGGAGAGAUCGUUUGAGAGAACUUUUACUGGAUGAGCAGGAUGCCGCGGCUCAAGAUGGAACUGCAACAGAUACCCAAAUGCCAGAAACAGAGGAUCAAGGAGAUCAAGAAGAAGAAUUCUACACCGAAGGCCUACCCGAGUUACUCGAAGCAAGGAAAUUCAUUGCCAAAUACUCAUUACCCAGAGCCAGGGUUAGGCUGAUGAGACAAAGGGAAGACUCGACGAUUCCCCUUCGAACGCAUAUCAAACAUCGCAAAGAAAUCAAAGAGAAGCUCCAAGGAUUUGAGCUGUUCGGCACACAAAUUGCAGGCGAAAGACCCGUCAGCAUAACCCGUUUCUCACCCAGUGGCGAGAUCGUGGCAGCCGGAAAUUGGGGCGGCGGGAUCAAAUUGCUUGAUGUGCCAAAUCUCGAGGAGAAAGUGACGUUGAGAGGCCACACUGGAAUUGUCGGUGGAAUCGCUUGGUAUCCUGGAUCAACACUCCAGGCUUCCAACGUUUCUUCCGACGCUCUGAACAUUGCAAGUGGAGCCGGUGGACAAGGCGGGGCAAGUGAAAUCCAUUUCUGGUCCUUGAACAAAGAAACACCCAUUUCAACUCUCCAGGGACAUACCGAUCGCGUAUGUCGGGUUGAAUUUCAUCCGUCCGGGAAAUAUCUGGCCUCGGCGUCAUUCGACACCACGUGGCGAUUGUGGGAUGUGGAAACCACCACUGAACUGCUCUUACAAGAAGGUCACUCACGACAAGUGUUUACGGUCAGCUUCAACCCCGAUGGGUCACUUCUGGCCAGUGGAGGAUUCGACAGUAUUGGACGAAUCUGGGAUCUCAGAACAGGUCGAACCGUCAUGAUUCUCGAUGGUCAUAUCCGUGAAAUAUUCAGCCUUGAUUGGGGAAUCGAUGGAUAUCGAGUCCUCUCCGGUUCUGGCGAUGGGUGGAUUAAAUGUUGGGAUAUUCGACAAGUUCGAGCUGUGGGUGGGAUUGGUGCUCAUAAUGGCAACGUGUCUGAUCUCAGAUGGUACAAAGGUCUUGACGGGGAUGUGUCAUCUUUGGUCGAAUCAAAUGGUGUCAGACAAGAGCACAAUCCUCGAAAAGCGGGAACAUUUUUGGUUUCCGGUGGAUUCGACAAGAAUGUCAAUCUUUACUCUGCUGAUGAUUGGUCAUUGGCCAAACAACUGAGUGGUCAUUCAGGGAAUGUACUCAGUGUCGAUAUUACCGAUGAUGCCAAAUGGAUUGCCAGCAGUGGUCAUGACAGAACAGUCAAACUGUGGGGUCGUGAUGACGGACAAGGAAUAUGA